UUACUUCCAAUGAAAAAUUUCAAAAACAACUGUUGGUUUAAUGCCAUUAACCAAUUGAUAGUGACAACUCAAGAAGUGAAGAAUAUGUUUGUCAAAUCAAAUGGCCCCACAGAAACGACCACUAUGGCCAAAGGACAAGAUUCCAUCCUGGUUGAUAAAAUACAUUCUCUUUACAAAGAAGUGCAUGAUAAUUCUAACAUAGACUGUCUCGAUGAUAAGAUUAUCAAACCUGCUUUACGUGCUGCACUUAAAGCACUCGGAGAGCAGGACAACCAACAGGUAGAUGCUCAUGAAUAUGUUACAAAACUUGCAGCAACAUACCUCAAAGUGAAAGGGAUAGAUACAGAUAUAACAAUUCAAGAAUCUGAAGAGUGCCUUGAUUGCUAUAAGAGUAAGACCCAGACUGUGAUUACCUCAACUUUACUUGUUUCAUUGCCAUUCAAUUUUAAACUACCACUCCUUAAGUUUUCUCUGCAACAGCUUAUUUCUCGUCUAACAGCAAUCCAGACCCAGAAUAGUAUCGGUAUAUGUAGUAACAGUUCUCAUACAUGCAAAACUAAAAAGAACAUAACGUCUCUCCCACUCCUUCUUUUGGUCAAUAUUGUCAGAUCAAUGUUUGUUACUGAGAUUCAACAAACUGUAAAGGUACGCAAUGUAGUUGACAUUCCAGAGUAUAUGACUGUAAACCAUGUAAGAUAUCGACUACAUGGUGUAGUUUACCACCAUGGUGAACAUACAGACAGUGGGCACUAUACUGCUACAAUAUUUCACCCAUCAGAUGAUGUAACUGUCCAUUUAGAUGAUACAGUGAUUAGGCCAAACAUCUCACGUGAAGUCCACAAAGGAGAUGCAUAUGUUUUAGCCUAUACGAAAAUACACUCAACAUAUUUACCAUCUAUAGAAGACUUGAGUAGAUUGAUGUGCAUUAUAAAUAGCACAAAGGGGGGAAAAGCAGUGCACAUGAAGCAAGAAAACAGAACUGUGUCACAGUUAUGGUCAAAUAUCCACAAACUGUAUGAUUCAUUAAAUGUUACAGAUAAGGAAUGUAGGCCUACUUUAUUUGGCUUAGUCCAAAGUGUGUUGUCUAAGGCUGACCACUGCUUUGGUACUGUGUAUGCCAUGUCUUCAUUUUGCAAUCACUGUAGUAACCCAGCAGUGUGGAAAUAUAGGAAGUUCAUCAUUACACAGCUAAAUGAUAUAAACUCCGAUAGUUUUGCUAAAGUGAUACCAUUACAUGAAUCAGAAUUACAUAAUUUGAUUUCAUGUAAGCAUUGCAACAGUGACAGGGUUAUAGCACCAGCACCUUAUCCUGUUUUUCUUCCCCCUACAUUAGCAUUAGCAGCUUGUAAUCCUGAAGAAAUUGAGACAACUUUGUCUAUAAAACAAAAUGGGAUCAUGGGUAUGAAUCCAGUUGUUCAUUAUAAUUUAUCUUAUCUCAUCUUACAACACAAUGAUCAUUCAAUUGAUUUGUAUACAAUCACAGAUGGUGAAGUGAUGAACAUGGCUGUUACUUCUUCAGGUUUGGAAUCCCCAAUUCAGAUGGGAGAAUUACAAGCAGAGUGCAAAAAAGGUGUUAGUGUAAUUGCUUUCUUUGACAGGAUUGAACCUGACUUGACGAAUAAUGUAACAUUGUAUCACUCCAUCGGCACAAAUAGGGUUGAAGAACAUGUUUCAAAUACCAACAUUCAGCAAUACUGUAACGCUAGUCCAGAAAUGCAAUCUUUUGUCAACAAUCACAAACAAGAUAUUCGAAUAGAGAAGGAAAUUGUGGAACGCCGGUCAGUCGAAAUGCUUUUGACAAACAAGUGGGUAAAUGACCAAGUGAUAAACACUUACAUGACUUUAAUUUUUCAAAACAGUCCAAAGUUUGGUUUUCUUGAUUCCUUCACUGUUCCUCGAUUUAACAGGCCUAUUGAAGAGAUUGCUGUUACUGCAAUCCGCAACAGAAAUGUCAGAGACAAAAUAUUUAACAAAGAAGUUUUAGUAAUGCCAAUAAACCAUAAUGAACAACACUGGCUUCUUUUGGUAGCAUAUCCUCGCCUUCAUCAUAUAAACUUAUAUGAUUCACUUGGAAGACAAGUAAGUUCAUACAAUGUUUUAUUAGACCGUGCUACCAAAAUAAUUUCCAUGCAUCUUUCAGCCAUAGACCCUUCUCUUCCAUAUGAUUCCCAUGACUGGACCAUAUUUUCUCCCUCACUGCUCCGAACAUUUCCCCAACAAACUGACUCAAUAAAUUGUGGGGUAUUCAUUGCCCUCUUUGCAAAAUGUUUAGCAAUGGACGCUAAUUUUGAGUUUCCUACAACAACUACUUUUAUGGAAAAUGUGCGCUAUACCAUCGCAUAUGAAUUAGUUACUGCUUGUGUUCUGGGUAAAAAAAAAGAUGAAUCACAAGGAGAAGGUGCAACAGGAAAUAGACCAAAUGUUCCAACUUAUGAAGAAGCAAUGAGAAUGAAAAACAAUGUAACGGAUCAUAAUAAUCAUAGGCAGCAUAUUGUAAAUGACCACUCUUAUUACUUGAAUAUUCAGUAUGAAUUGCAACCUGAUCAGGAUGAAGGUCCAUCCACAAUUGAAAAUGAAAGUUCUUAUGACCUUUCAUCUCAUGAAUGUCCACAACUUCCACUUGAAAUGUGGGAUAAAAUUAUGCGUAUCACUUUACGAUCCGACUACUCUCAGAUAUAUAAAUUUAUAAGACUCAAUUCAAUAUUUAGAUCUUUAGCAUCUAGAUAUCUCAAAAAAAUUCAUAUAUCUCCUGGGCUUGCAGAAAAGACAAUCAACGCAGCAGGAUGGUUGAGUGUGGAAGUAAUGAAAAAUACCACGGGGAUGUGGAACUAUUAUCAAAUAGUCCGUACCCUCAUAUCGAACCAUCCCGAUUGGGAAACGGCCUAUAUAAAUUUGGUGGACUGUGAUGACUAUUACAACCCUGACUGGUAUUUUAUUAAGGAUAUUUGCUGGGUGUAAGUUUUGGUCAACAAUUCAGAGAAUAACAAAGUAUUAAUUGAAUAUAUUCCCUCAAUGAAUGUCAGAAUAAUCAUCGAUUAUUCUAUUAAUGUAUCAAAAUACAAAAAUACAUUGUGGGUAUGAGGCUUUGAUAGCCAAAUACCCGCCAAAUACGCCUCGGGUACCCAUUUUAAGGGCCCAAAUAUAACAUAUACGUAACACUAAUAAGGGAUUCCUUGAACAAUAAAUAAUAUCUCACUGCUCUGUUCCAAUUUUUUUGAUAUUUCCAAUGAUAAUGAGGAUAAUAAUGGACCUGGUACUUUUGAAAGUACAUGCAAUUCAGUGAUACAUUUAAUAGUAAAUUUUAAUCUUAUAAGGAAAAUAAUGUUCUUUCAACGUUUCAUUUAAACAGUCAAAGUUUGGCGUCCAAAUAUGAGCUUUCAGGAUUAUAUUUAGAGUUUACACCAUACAUUUUCAAUAUAUGCAUUUUCAGAAACGUGGUUCAGGCAAAAUGUUCCAUCUAUGCCAUUAUGUAUAGGAUACUCUUUUUUACACAAAACAUGAAAAACUCGAUU
Molecule: messenger RNA, 3512 nt
Organism: Strongylocentrotus purpuratus (purple sea urchin)
Lineage: Eukaryota; Metazoa; Echinodermata; Echinoidea; Camarodonta; Strongylocentrotidae
Exons: 1
Coding region: 10-2958 (982 amino acids)
Biological process (GO): protein deubiquitination
Cellular component (GO): nucleus; cytosol
Molecular function (GO): cysteine-type endopeptidase activity; cysteine-type deubiquitinase activity
Source: RefSeq, a predicted model, not a curated record